Messenger RNA from Lethenteron reissneri (Far Eastern brook lamprey), 3913 nucleotides. RefSeq names its product melanoregulin-like. NCBI's taxonomy places the organism in Eukaryota, Metazoa, Chordata, Hyperoartia, Petromyzontiformes, Petromyzontidae. The record is from RefSeq and is a predicted model, not a curated record. Gene Ontology annotation, biological process: melanosome transport. Gene Ontology annotation, cellular component: melanosome.
CGGCUUCCUCCCCGUGCCGCGAGCUCGAAGCCUGCGAGCCUUGAGCUCGGCGUAGUUGGCCCACAGGCACGCGAGUAACACGCACACAGAGAGACACACACACAGACACACACACACAGAGACACACAGAGACACACACAGAGAGACACACACAGACACACACACACAGACACACACACAGAGAGACACACAGAGACACACAGACACACAGAGUAUCACACACAGACUAACACACACACAGUAACACACACAGACUAACACACACACAGAGAGACACACACACACAGAGAGAGACACAGAGUAUCACACACAUAGAGACACACAGAGAGACACACACACACAGAGACACACACAGACUAACACACACAGACUAACACACACAGACUAACACACACACAGUAACACACACAGACUAACACACACACAGUAACACACAGACUAACACACACACAGUAACACACAGACUAACACACACAGACUAACACACACAGACUAACACACACAGACUAACACACACACAGUAACACACAGACUAACACACACACAGUAACACACAGACUAACACACACAGACUAACACACACACAGUAACACACAGACUAACACACACACCGUAACACACAGACUAACACACACAGACUAACACACACACAGUAACACACAGACUAACACACACACACAGUAACACACAGACUAACACACACAGACUAACACACACACAGUAACACACAGACUAACACACACACAGUAUCGCACAUACAGCGACAGACACGAGCGUGGCUCGGCGCAGCUCUGAACCGAGACCAGCCGCAGCAGAGCGCUCAGCCACUGCGUCCAUCAUCACAGCCAAACAACAACCACAACAACAACCACCACAACACCAACAACAACCACAACAACAACCACCACAACACCAACAACAACCAUAACAACAACCACACAACAACAACAACCACCACAACAACAAGCACAAAACAACCACAACAACAACAACCACCACAACAACCACAACAACAACCACCACCACAACACCAACAACCACAACAAGCACAACAACAAGCACAAAACAACAACAACAACCACCACAACAACCACAACAACAGCAGCGGCGGCCUCAAGCGCUCGGGUUGCGCCCCGGGGGCAGCCCGCGGAGGCCGCGUGAGGAUGGGGGGCCGCUCGCCCCAGGGGGGCCGCUUGGGGGGGGGGCGCACGUCCUGGGGGGGCCUCUGCUGCUGCUGCUGCUGCCCCCCAGAAGAGCCGGGAGAGAGGGAGCCCCUCAUCAGUCAUGCCCAGGCGGACUCGGUGCUGUGCUACCAGGAGCAGAUGAAGCGGCGCCGCCUUGACGACGAGGCCUUUCUGUGGAGCGAGCCUCACGACACGACGCACAAGCACUCGCCCUCCGACCAGCUCGUCGCUCAGCUUGCCGAGCAACUGAGACACGCGCGCAGGGACACAGCCGAAUGGACGGACCUGAACAGGCGACUCAGCGCCGUGAUGCAACUACGACGAGAGAUUAACGACCGCUGGAAGCUCGUUCUGGGGCAGCUUGGAUUCCGAUCGGGCCAGGAGGACGAGCUGCUGCGGGUGAAUGCGGCGUUGAGUCCCGAGGAUUUCCGCAACCUUCGGCGGGCACGCGCGCUGCUGCUGACCCUGAAGCGCAGCAGCUACCUCUUCGACAAGCUGCACGAGACGCCGCAGAGAUACGUCUACGUUCUCGACCGUCUCGUCGAGCUGGACAUGGCCGACGCGUUCGUGGCCAAGGCGCAGGAACUCUUCCCCAAGGAAGGGGGGAAGAGCCCCCCGUCCGGCCGUCGGACUCGCGUGAGCGUCACGCGAGUCCGCGCCGACAUCCGCAGGACGUCGCUGGACCAGACGGACGGCCCGGCUGGGGUGGAGCCCGCGGAGGAGGCCGCCGUGACACUGCACGGCUCCGUGUGUGCCAACGGCAUCGCCACCGCGACGACGAUCGCGGGACGAGCGAGGCGCGACGGGGAGCCCCUCAGCAUCAACGGGCCAAACCCCGCAGAGUUGAAGAUCUAGCUCGUGGUGUUGGAGAACGAGAACUGAAAACGCAGGAGGGGUCAGAGGUAGCCAAGUGGGUGACAACAUGAGUGCGGCUCUCUUUUUGAGUGCGCAGGUGGUGCAACUGCACCGAUGCCUGCGACUAAGAGAGGGGGGGGGGUGGCAGAGGAUCCCUUACCAUCCCCCGCACCGGGGCCAAUGCCAAGCACGCUGCAUCACCAGCGGGUCGUGGUGGCGAGGUUAUGAAGAUGACACCAGACACUUGUCCAUGUGCGAUUUGAGACGAACGGUGUAACACUAUUGGAGCAUGCACGUUAUUGUUCAAAAACGGAAAGUCUCAUUUUGGCGAACAGAAAAAAAAGAGCUACGGACCUCAUAACCACUCGUGGACAUUCACCGAGUGAGUGAACGGAGCUCAUACUCAGAGGGAUGCAAAACUCCGCGGACAUAGUCAUUGGUGGUCACUUCCGUUCGCUUGACAAGUUUUCGUUUUUGAAAAUGCAACCAGAUUGAAAAUGUUGCCUGCAAGAGAUUAUUUGCGAAUGGCAAUCAAGAUCCGCACGGUGUGUGUGUGUGUUGUGUGUUGAAGGUGAUGUUUUGUGUAAAAAUAAGAUUUACAAGCACAAAGUGCCACUGAUGAAGUCUGUGUUAACGUCAAGUCCAGAAGUCAUCAGCCCAAUCUCUAUCCACCUCACGGUUAUAAAUGUGAGUACUCAGCAGCGGGGCGAACGGCAGGUGGCGUGUGGUGGGGUAAAGAGUGGGUAGUCCCGCAUCCUCCAACGCGUGGACAGCGUGGGAAGUCGGCCAAAUCCCCUGUAGAGAGGCUCUCUCGAGCUCACUCGAGUGGAAAGGCCCCUUCUGCCAGCAGUGGCGUGAGCGAGACAUUGCUGGGCUGUGCCUUUACCUUUCCACCGUUUACAAUGCGAGCGCUAAUGCUCUUCAAUUGCCGAAUACAAAACACUGUAAAAGAAACUUUGUGCCUUAAUGUGUUUUAGCACUCUUUACGAGUGAAGUGGGUGUAUGGGUGUUUUCAGAAGUUAAAUCCCAAAGCAUCCACAUUUUAAGCAAUCUUCAUUGUGUAAAAUAAACUUAAAGAGAUUUUACUUAUUCUAUAUGCAUAAUCCUGUAGGUUUGUGUCUUGGCUCUUAUGGGUUUUUUUAUAAUGGGAUGAGAUACAAUAGCACGCCCACUCUCGGUUCCGCUUAAUUUAUUUGUGGUCGUGAUGUCAGAAGUAUUGUUCAGCCAUGACGAUAGGUCUUGUGUGAUGGAUGUGUUGCAAUGUGCACGGGUUUUCCGAGGUUGUGUAAUGUGCGUGCCAGUGUGUGCGUUUACACAGGAGCAGCACGCUGCACUACAAACCCGGCCACCCGAGUUCGAUUACUGCUCACGGCCAACACCAGUGACGAUUUUCUAAACCGGUGCUGGGUCGACUCAGCCUCAAAUGAGUACUUGGUGCAGUGUGUAAACAUGACCACUGGGGAGACAAAGGCAGUCAGAUAUGGUGCUGGCCACCCACCCCCUCGUGUGCUGUGCCAGCCUUCACAGGAGCUCACUCACAGCACUUGCCCCAAGAGUCUGUUAAGGCUACAUGGGGGAUCUUUGUUGUAUUUGUGUCUGUACGUGAUUCAUAAGUAAAUAUUAAACAUUGCUCGUUGUAAAAAAAAAUUCUUGCCAAAUGGCAAUGCUAAAUCGGCGAAAUGUACGUAUGUUGUAAAUCUUUAUUCUGAACGUAUUUCGAAAAUGGUAGUGGCACUGAACGAUUUAUUUCGCUAAAACCACCGUAAAUGUUUGACAAGCCUCGUGUGUAGGCAAUGAAUUAACUUCUGCAAUGUAAAUAUUGGGCCUCCUUGCCAAUGUGAAUCUUAGAAUAAACAGCAAUCUGUUUACCCUUC